Oncorhynchus keta (chum salmon) is the source of this 2548-nucleotide messenger RNA. RefSeq names its product vitamin D 25-hydroxylase-like. Bases 352 to 1878 code for a protein of 508 amino acids. The record is from RefSeq and is a predicted model, not a curated record. Gene Ontology annotation, cellular component: cytoplasm; intracellular membrane-bounded organelle. Gene Ontology annotation, molecular function: iron ion binding; oxidoreductase activity, acting on paired donors, with incorporation or reduction of molecular oxygen, reduced flavin or flavoprotein as one donor, and incorporation of one atom of oxygen; heme binding. Lineage: Eukaryota; Metazoa; Chordata; Actinopteri; Salmoniformes; Salmonidae. Gene Ontology annotation, biological process: xenobiotic metabolic process. The transcript has 5 exons.
AAGCUGGAUCCGCGAUGACGAAAUAAAGCUUUUAAAUUACCAACUUGAUCUGUGUGGUGCCAGCUGGCCGGCAAGUUAUGCUGCAUGUCAACAAAUGGUCAGAAAUCAUCAUUGGGAAAUCAAAUCCUCAGAAAUAGCAGAAUCACGAUUUGUUGAUUGCUCGAAUUGAUCGAAGGCUGAUCAAAGUUCAUCGAUAGUCAUUACAGCUAAACUUCCAGCCAAUCUUUGCCUUGUAGAGGGAGAAGCAUCCUAUUGGGUAGAGGCCGGGAAUAUAAACAUGUGCAAGAUGAUAUAGCCUACAUAACUCUUUCACAGAGGAGAGCUUAGUCCAUAAAGCAAAGUUAGAGAAAAAUGGUAUUAAUUCAGUUAUCAUCUCUCGUCUCAGAAUUGUCGCAUGGACAGGCUUUCUUAGGUCUGUGUAGUUUAUUUAUUUCCCUUAUUGUUCUUUUGCUGAUCCGGCAGCUUGUGAAGCAGAGAAGACCCCGAGGAUUCCCUCCUGGACCGUCACCUAUCCCUGUCAUAGGGAACAUUAUGUCUCUAGCAACAGAACCGCACGUCUUUAUGAAGAAACAGAGUGAAAUCCAUGGGCAGAUUUUCAGUCUUGAUUUGGGAGGCUACUCAGCAGUGGUUCUGAAUGGAUAUGAUGCCAUCAGAGAAUGCCUGUACCACCAGGGUGAUGUCUUUUCUGACAGGCCAUCGCUGCCUUUAUUUAUGAAAAUGACAAAAAUGGGAGGACUUCUGAAUGCUAAAUUUGGCAACGGAUGGAUUGAACAUCGUCAACUGGCCAGCAACUCCUUUCGUUACUUUGGAAGUUUUCAAAUGCCCAUCGACCAGAAGAUCUUGGAAGAGUGCAUGUUUUUCGUGGAUGCCAUCGACGAACACAAAGGGAAACCCUUUAACCCAAAGCACCUGGUAACCAAUGCUGUGUCCAACAUCACCAACCUCAUCAUCUUCGGCGAGCGUUUCACGUACGACAACUGUGACUUCCAGCACAUGAUUGAGAUCUUCAGUGAGAAUGUGGAGCUGGCCGUCAGUGGCUGGGCCUUCCUUUACAACGCCUUCCCAUGGAUCGAGUACCUCCCCUUUGGAAAGCACCAGAAGCUGUUCCGCAACGCAGCCAAGGUCUAUAACUUCCUGGAGCAGAUCAUCAGGCGCUUCUCGAAAGGCAGAGUGUGCAACUUCCCGCGCCACUACAUCGAUGACUAUCUGAACAAGUUGGACAAGAGUGCUGGCGACUUGGGCACCCCGUAUUCCAGGGAGAACCUAAUCUACUCUGUGGGCGAGCUCAUCAUCGCAGGCACGGAGACCACCACCAACACCCUACGCUGGGCUAUGCUCUACAUGGCCCUCUACCCCAACAUUCAAGAGAAGGUGCAUAAGGAGCUGGACAGUGUGCUGGGAAGUGAGAAGUCCCCCUCGCUGGCGGACAAAAAGAGGAUGCCCUAUGUGGAAGCAGUGCUACAUGAGGUCCUGCGCUUCUGUAACAUCGUGCCCCUGGGCAUCUUCCGCGCCACCACUCAGGACACACUGGUGAGCGGCUACAACAUCCCCAAAGGCACCAUGGUCAUCACCAACCUGUACUCUGUGCACUUUGAUGAGAAGUACUGGUGCGACCCUGGAACCUUCUCACCACAUCGCUUCCUGGACAGCAAUGGAAACUUUGUCCGACGGGAAGCUUUCCUACCCUUCUCUUUGGGGAAGCGUCACUGUUUGGGCGAGCAUCUGGCCAGGAUGGAGAUGUUCCUGUUCUUCACCACCAUGCUGCAGCGCUUCCACCUGCAGUUCCCCCCCGGCACGGUGCCAAGCCUCACCCCCAAACUGGGCAUGACACUGCAGCCGCUGCCUUACUCCAUCUGCGCCAUCCGCAGGCAGCAGUGACAGAUUCUCAGAAGGCACAGCCCGAAGGGGUGGGGGGGUUGGGGGUUUAGUCAGAACAGAACAGGGGUCUAGAGCUUGGACUCCUACCCUGUGUUUUACAUAGAACUGCUAGAAUUCUAAACAUCAGCCGAUGGUUGUUUCUGAGCAAUUGCAUGUUUGCACAGCACCAUUUGCAAAGUCACAGGAUCACCAGAAAUGUUACUGGCGAGAUCCUGAAAUAUCAGGUGGAACUUCUCAGUAAGUUUAAUCGAGAAGAUUAGAAGUGUGAAUAUUUAAACAAUACAUGCAAACAUAUACUAUGAAUUAACCUUGAAUUAGAAUAUACUUUUUAUCUGUGUCCUUAUAAUCAAAUGUCUCAUCUUCCCUGCGGGAUUACAUCAAUGGGAACAUUACCCACUGGGCACACACUGGUUGAAUCAUUGUUGUUUCCAUGUCACGUUGAAUUGAUGUUCCCAGUGGGUAGUUUCAGCUGUCUACAGCACAGUGAAAAUAAGUGGACUAGCAGCCAGCCUUUCCUAGAAGGCUCUGGACAUGGUGUUUAGUCUGGAUCAGCGCCAUGUCAAUCAUUCUGAAACUAACAAUGAACCCGAUCUCUAGGGAUUAUUCCUUUAAGUAAAUUUUACCUUUGUCUAUUAUGGUCAUACUUUGUAAUAAAAACAAUGCCAUUUGA